Molecule: messenger RNA, 5486 nt
Organism: Fundulus heteroclitus (mummichog)
Lineage: Eukaryota; Metazoa; Chordata; Actinopteri; Cyprinodontiformes; Fundulidae
Gene: ak9
Product: adenylate kinase 9
Exons: 34
Coding region: 16-5121 (1701 amino acids)
Biological process (GO): AMP phosphorylation
Cellular component (GO): cytoplasm
Molecular function (GO): ATP binding; AMP kinase activity; ATP hydrolysis activity
Source: RefSeq, a predicted model, not a curated record
UUUUAAGGCAGUAGAAUGACUCUCUCCGUUCGGCAAGCUGAAAUGGACGCCUUGGUGGACAAUCUAAUUGAAGAUGAAGCUGAGAAAGAGGGUCUUCUUGCUAAACCCACCUGCUUCAUUAUAUUUGGAAGACCGGGUAUUGGGAAAUCAACCUUGGCCAAAAAGAUUGCAGAAUCCUGGAAAUGUAUCUUAAUUGAUGAUACUGACCUUCUCAACACACACAUUAAAAACAAGUCUAAUGAAGGCAUAGAGCUGCUAAACAUCUUAUAUGAAGGGAAAAGUAUUCCAGACGACAUGGUUCUGCAGCUCAUCCUUGCCCGGAUUAAUUCGCCUGAGGUUGAGCACUAUGGCUAUGUGUUGAGCUGCGUGCCGUUUAUAUCAGAGGACUCCCGUAAGAUCUGCGAUCAGAUUGAACUGAUCAGAAACCUCAAGCUAACGCCAGAUUUCAUCAUUAACAUUAAGUGUGCUGAUAAGGACUUAGUCCAAAGGCUGUCAGGUCUGAAGCAGCAUCCAGAGAGUGGCAAGUUGUACAGCAGGGAUCAAUGGAAACAGGAAGAGGUGAGCAGCAGGAAGGAGAAGAGCUCGAGUCAGGAGGUGGAUGAGGACGAGGAGGAGGCUGAGGAUGAAGACAACUCUAAGGACAUUAUUGACCAGAUGGUGUGGACACCAGAAAACCUGCCUAGAAAUGCAUUUGCUAGAAUCAACACGUACAAGGACAACCUGCUUAGACCAUUGGAGGACUUUAUUGCAGAACACAACCCCCUUUACCUUUUGGAGCUGGAUGGAAACAAUACUCUUGAAGAACAACACUUGUCUGUGAUGACCCGUCUUCAAACUAUGGCUAUAAAGCGAGUGUCUGUUCCAGUCCUCCUCAGCCAAUAUGUUGAUGAAGAACUAGGAGACACCAUUGAAACGGAACACCUUCUGAGAUUUAUGUCCUCCAUCAGAACCGUGGCCCCUGGCUUUCGGUGGAGAAGAAGCCGCUGGGGCAGCACUUGUCCCGUCGCUCUGAAGGAGGGCAAGAUUAUUCCAGGAAAGCCAGAAUUUUCUGUAAGCUUUCAGGACAAGUUGUACAUACUGUCAUCGCAGGAGGCCUACCAGAAAUUUGUUACAAAUCCACGCAGGUACUUGUUGCCUCCGAUGCCCAGGCCCCCUUGCAAAGUUUCCAUCAUUGGGCCUCCCCAGGCUGGAAAGAGCACCCUGUGCAGUCUUCUAGCUCGGCACUAUGGUGCAGUGGUGAUCGACUUGGAGGAGCUCUCAGAGCCCGUUCUAGCCAAGGCCGAACAGGAACGGCUUGACAGAAUCAAAGAGGCGACUACACAAGCUGCUAUAGAGAAAGUUAAGAUGGAGAUGGAGCAGGAUAGUGAAAAAACUUUAGUGACAGAGGAUCAUCCACAAGUAAAGGCCCUGCUGCUUCCUGCGAUCCAGGAAGCCAAACAAACGAGACAGUCUCCCUUUGAAGUAUAUGCUGACGUGCUAGAGAAGCGCCUGAAAGAGAUUGAGGCGAUGGACUCCACAGCCGGGGCCAAAACUGGAUGGGUGCUUGACAACUUCCCCAAGAACUUAACUGAAAUGGAUGUCUUGGACCGAGCAGGAAUCACACCAGAUACAAUCAUCUGUCUCAGAGACAGCGACAGCCAUCAGGUUCUGAGGAGAGUUUAUGAGAAGAAUAAGGAAAAAGUGAGCAGAGCUAUCGAGAAGAGGCUACAGGAAGAACUGUCUCAGAGAAACCAACAAGAUGAAAAGCAAGAAGAGCAGGAAUCAGAGAUGCAAUCCGACUUAGAGACGGUUGUCGAAGAGGAAGAUGCACUACAGGAUGAUUUGGAUUUGGGCUAUCCCGACGUUCCAGAGAUGAACGAAUAUAAAGAGCAAAUGCUGCAGCUUGAGGGGGAAUGGGAGCAAAUGCAGUCGAGUUUACCAGUCGACCACUUCAACCUCGAGAUCGAGAGUAAAAGCCCGGAGGACUUGCUUCAAGAAAUUGUCCAAAACAUGGAGAAACCAUUUCAGUACGUGGCUUGGGAGCUGUCUACGCUUGACAUUGACGAGGAGGAAGAAGAUGCUAUGGCCUUAGCGGCAGAGGAAGACGGCAGUGACAACGACAAUGACGAGGAAGAGGAAGAGUUACAAGGCGAAUCAACAGUCAAGAGUUUGUUAGGGGAUACCAAGCAUUUCUGCCCUGUUGCUUUGAAAAACAUCAAUGUCCUCUGGCCGACUACCGACACAUUUUCGGCCAAGUACCGUGAGCGGACUUAUUACUUCUCCACCCUGGACGCCAGAGAGUCCUUCCUUCAAAACCCUGCGCAUUUUGUUUCACAAAGAGAACUCGUUCAGCCUCCCGCCUUGCGAAUCUUUUUGCUCGGCACCAGGGGGUCGGGGAAGUCAACUCACGGCGAAUGGCUCGCCCAGAAACUCGGGCUCUUCCAUAUUCAGUUCAGAGAGCUGCUCCAAAUGCGGAUCAUAGCCAAGACAAGUCAGCCGGUUCCUCGUGCCGAUGAAGCCGUGUUCCUCACGAGCGACUCAGAGUAUCUGGAGGCCCUAAUCAAGGAAGAAAUGGCGGGGGAGGAGAACGAAAACGAAAAUGACUCUAGCGCCAUGAACAACACUGAGGAGGAGAUCAUGACUGAAGAAGAAUUAGCCAUCAAAGCCUUCCUAUCCCACGGAGAGGCGCUGAGUCCACACAUUUUGGACAUGAUUGUUUUACCUUACUUUAAAGAAGAGCCAUACAAGUCUACAGGCUUCAUUUUGGAGGACUUCCCCCAUGACCCUGAGCUGGUGGAGUACAUGCUGGAGCGACAGCUUUUCCCUGAUGUUGUUGUUGUCCUGGAAGUUGAAGUUGCAGAUGUCCAAAAGCGCCUGUUGCCAACCUACUUUAAGAAGUGGCACGACCUACACACCAAGCAUGAAGAACAAGUAAAACUUCUGCGUCAUCUGCGCAAAACAAACCGAGAGGAGAAGAUCACCAAGAGAAGGGCUGAACUCUUGGAAGAGCAAGGACCUGAUGAGUCCAGAUUCAGCUUUAGGCAACAGAUGAGAAAAGAUGAUGAGUCAGACGAAGAUGCAGACAACACAAUGGAGGAGAUAGAAGCUAUACUGGAGGUGGAAUUUCCUCAAGAUGACAAUGAUGAGGAAAUGGAAAAUGUGGAGACCGAAAACGCGGCGACUGAGAGGAUCGAGGAAGAAAUACUAGAACGUUUUGAAAAAGAUGAAUCCAACCUUCUGACUGUGACGGAACUCCUCAGUGAAAACGACAUACCCAAACUGACAUUCAAUGCAUCUGACAAGCUCAAGAUCAUCCAGUAUCAUCUGCUCCAGAAAAUUGAGCCCCUGUUGGCGAACAGGGAGUCACUUUUCCAAACAUGCCAGCCCAUCUCGUACAGACUUGCACAGAAGCUGCUGCUCUCCUCCUAUAAGCUUCACAGUGCCUUCGGUUGUUGGGACCCUGUCCAGCAAUACAAAGAGAAGGACAUGAUUCAACCAUUGCAGUGGCCUCUCAACACUACAUAUCCGCUGCUCCUCAAACAGUACAUCUACUUUUUUGGAUCCAAGGAAAACCGCAACAGCUUUAUGCUGAGCCCCUUGAAAUACCUUCGACAGCCAAAGCCCACCCCUACCCUCCCUAUAAAAAUAGCAGUGGCUGGACCUCCUAAAUCUGGAAAAACCACAGUGGCACAAAUGUUUGCUAAAAAAUAUGGUUUGGCUCGGCUUUCCAUUGGGACCGCUAUGCGUACGGUGUUGAGCUGUAAAGAGCACACCGAUCUGGCGGUCCAGAUGAGAAGGUAUCUCACACAAGGCCAUGUUUUGCCUGAUGAACUGGCUAUUCAGUGUCUGGAGGUGGCGCUCCUGGACUCAGUGUGUAGCAUUCGAGGGUAUGUACUGGAUGGCUUUCCAAUGACUCUUAAGCAGGCAGAACUCAUGGCGUCUCGGAGCAUCAUCCCCAUGAUUGUGUUUGAGCUUGAGCUUGACACAGUGGAGGUUCUUAAAAGAGGCCUAACUGACAAGAUGAACCCUAGCAAGCCUUACGUCAUGCAUGACAGCUCUGAGAUCCUGCUCAGUUGGGAUUCUUCUUACAAGCAAGAGACUGGACACGUUCGGCAAUACUUCCAAGAACAGCAUCAGAACUGGUUCCCAAUCAAUGGCAUGAAAAGCAAAUGGUGGAUCUGGACUAAUAUAUUAAAAGAAGUCAACGCCUGUAUGAAGUGCAUUCAUUCCUACCUGGACAGAACACAAAGUGGGAAAGCUGCCUGCAUAAACAGGCUGUGCAUCACACCUAAAGAGCUUGGUUGUCGCCUUGGAGAGUUUGGCCAUUACUGUCCCGUCUGCCUGGCUCUUCACCACCACCUGGUGGAUUGCUCCGAAACUGCAGCCUUAACUCAUGCUGCUGAGUACAAAAGGCAUUAUUAUCGGUUAUGUGGCGAAAACCAUCUUGAGACGUUCCUGUCAACUCCUGAUGAGUUUGUGGCGCCUGGUUGUCCACACAACCUCCCAGAGCCCCACCUACUGCCAACAAAGCUGACAGAGCUCCAGGUGAAAAACAAAUUCCCAAAGCAGGCUGAACUAAAGGGCUUCUGUCCUGUCACUUACAAAGACGGAAAGCAGAGGUAUGAAGCAUUGGUCCGAGGAAAAAUUGAAUAUGCAGUGGAAUACAAGGGAAAACUCUACAUCUUUGAGACAAAGCAGAAGCAGGAUAAAUUUUUGAGGAUGCCUGAAACCUAUUGGGACCAAAAGCUGCCGUGUAAGGUUCCACCUCUUUGUGAGCCUAUUCCUCUCACCUCUCUUCCAACACUGGGCUACCUGGAACAGGGAGUGGCCGUAGCAGUGAUCAAAGCUAUGACCGCUGCUGGGACUCUCAAACCAAAGUACCCUUUUGUCAGUAUACAAAGAUCAGCUCUUCUUUAUGUGGCCUUCUAUCUGAAAGCUUUCAACCCCCGGGGCACAGACUACACUCGGCAGAAGUACAAGAAGAAGCUUGCAUCAUUUGAAGAGAACAGUGAGCUCAUUCCCUACCUGAGUUCAGCAAUGAGAGGGGCCUUCAAACCUCCCGGUGAACGUCCCAUAGAUUUUGAUUUUAAACUGAACAGGUUUCUGGUACUGAGAGCCCCGGGAGCCAGAGAUGCUCUGUAGCCACACCUUUAUGUUUCUUUUCAGCUUCACACUUCAGUUAGCAAUGCUGUUGAUGUGUGUGUAUGUGUGUGUCUGUAAGUGCGUGCACGCUCUUUCGUGUGUGUAAGAUUAUUAUUUAAACUUAUUUCUAGCUAUCUAUAUGCCAAAACAUGUGAGUGAGGCUGACAAUAAAAAAAAAGGUUAAGCACUUUUUAGCUUUGGUUUUUAUUGUGGCAGUUUGAAUUGAGCCAAUGAAAGAUGAUCAAAGGAAAUGCUAUUAAAUGCUGAGCUAAAUCCUUCUUUGUCAUUUAUGUUUACUUUAAGGGAAAAAGGUGCCAAAAGGCUUUUACUGUCAAGGGUGUUGCUGAUAGUAAGAUUGCACCUAA